Messenger RNA from Ilyonectria robusta, 1179 nucleotides. Its product is annotated as voltage-dependent anion channel. Gene Ontology annotation, cellular component: membrane. NCBI's taxonomy places the organism in Eukaryota, Fungi, Ascomycota, Sordariomycetes, Hypocreales, Nectriaceae. Gene Ontology annotation, biological process: malate transmembrane transport. The record is from RefSeq and is a predicted model, not a curated record. The transcript has a single exon. Bases 1 to 1179 code for a protein of 392 amino acids. Gene Ontology annotation, molecular function: malate transmembrane transporter activity.
AUGAAGAAGGACGACUGGGAAGCAGGACACACUCACGCCGCAGACCAACGGCUCAGGUCGGCCGACGCUCUAUCCAGUGUGCUCUUCUACGAGCGCAUCAGACACUUCACAUGGGCCUGGUUCACCCUUAUCAUGAGCACCGGCGGCAUCGCGCUGUUGCUGCACGGCACGCCUCAUCGGUUCCGCGGCCUCGAUGUCAUCGGCAAGAUCUUCUUUCUGCUCACCGUUUUGCUCUUCGUCGGCCUCAUGGCCGGUAUCACGUACCGCUUCGUAUCGACUCCUCCGGCGCUGAAGGCUAGUUUAAUGCACCCGACGGAGAGCCUCUUCUUCCCGUGCUUUCUGCUGAGCAUCGCUACCAUUCUCGCCAACACCGCCGCGUACGGUGUCCCGUCCACUGGUCCCUGGCUGGCCGUUACCCUGCGGGUGUGCUUCUGGUUAUACGCAGCGAUCUCGGUCAUAUCGGCAAUUGUACAGUUCUUUGCCCUCUUCAAUGGCGCCCGACUACCUAUUCACUCCAUGACCCCGGCAUGGAUCCUGCCCAUCUUCCCCGCCAUGCUGACGGGGACGCUCGCGGCCGCCAUUAUGCCUUCGCAGCCGCCCGAUCAACAACUACCAAUGCUUGUCGCGGGCGUCACGUAUCAGGGCCUUGGAUGGAUCGUUGCGUCGCUCAUCUAUCCAUUAUAUCUCGGUCGCCUAAUGCAAGACGGAUUGCCCGCUCCAGCCAUGCGACCGGGUAUGUUCAUUGCCGUCGGUCCAGCCGGCUACACCGCUGUGGCCCUCAUCGGCAUGGCUCGUGCCAUUCCGUCCGACUACGGCUAUUUCGCGACGUAUCCUGCCGCGGAGCAAAUGUUGCGUAUCCUGGCACUCUGGGUAAGCCUUUGGAUAUGGUGCGUGGCGUUUUGGUUCUUCGGAUUCAGCCUCAUGGCCGUGUUGGCCGCGGCAACGAAAUGGAAGCUUCGCUUCUCAAUGGCGUGGUGGGCUUUCGUGUUUCCCAACGUCGGGUUUACUCUUGCAACGGGGUCCAUCGGUCAGGAGUUUGACAGUGAGGGGGUCAAGUGGGUGGCUAGUAUCAUGUCGAUUUGCAUCGUCAUUCUCUGGUUUGUGGUACUUUGUGCACAGAUUGUUGCCGUACGGCACAAGAAGAUUCUUUGGCCUGGACGAGACGAGGAUAGACGAUAG